This is a messenger RNA of Ictalurus furcatus (blue catfish), 6237 nucleotides long. Its product is annotated as integrin beta-1. Gene Ontology annotation, biological process: cell-matrix adhesion; cell adhesion mediated by integrin; integrin-mediated signaling pathway. Lineage: Eukaryota; Metazoa; Chordata; Actinopteri; Siluriformes; Ictaluridae. Gene Ontology annotation, cellular component: integrin complex; cell surface; focal adhesion. Gene Ontology annotation, molecular function: integrin binding; C-X3-C chemokine binding; fibronectin binding. The transcript has 16 exons. The coding region runs from base 356 to 2710 and encodes 784 amino acids. The record is from RefSeq and is a predicted model, not a curated record.
GGACGGGUUUAGGGAGUGAGAGGUUGGCACCAUCCGAUUCACGUCCGCUACUCACGAUAGAGACUGGUCUUUCUAGGCACAAAAAAAGAAGAAAGAAAUGCUCGGCUCGUUCUUCUUGUCGUCUCGUUUUUUUUCAACACUUUGAGGCUGCUAUAAAAAGGUGGCAUUAGUUUAUUAUAAUAUUUUUUGUGCGUCUGGUGGAAAGGUAAAAAAAAGUUUCUGCAACAAAGACAUUCGUUUGCCUGAAUAUCGAGUAGUGAAUGAAACUAGGCAAACGUCAUUCGAGGAUAUUUUUUCCAACACGAAAUCGCUUUGAAACCGUUGGUUGAACUGUCGUCGAAGCAUACGCACUGAGAUGAAGGUGAUGGUGGUGUUGAUGGCUGUUCUGCUGGGGUUCUUCUCCUUCUGUUCAGCUCAACUAGAUGGUAAUGAUUGCACUAAGGCUUCAGCUCAGUCUUGUGGUGAAUGUAUUCAGGUUGGAGAAAAGUGUGGCUGGUGCACCUAUGAGUCCUUUCUGAAGCAAGGUGAAUCAAAAUCAACACGCUGUGAUGAAAUUGAGGCUCUGAUUAAGAAGGGCUGUCCUACGAACAAUGUGGAAAAUCCUCGAGGGACAGUCGUCGCCAAUGAGAACAAAACGGUCACAAACCGUAAAAAAGAUGUAGCUGAGAAACUGAAACCGGACCAGAUCACUCAGAUUCAACCUCAGAAGCUCACACUGAAUCUAAGAGCAGGUGAGCCUCAAAAAUUUUCCCUGAAGUUUAAAAGGGCAGAGGAUUAUCCCAUUGACCUGUACUACCUGAUGGACUUGAGUUACUCCAUGAAGGAUGAUUUGGAGAAUGUGAAGAAUUUGGGAACGGACCUGAUGCGUGAGAUGCAGUCAGUCACAUCCGACUUCAGGAUUGGUUUUGGUUCAUUUGUGGAAAAGACUGUGAUGCCCUACAUCAGUACAACCCCUGCUAAGCUGCUGAAUCCCUGUACUUCCGAUCAAAACUGCACAAGCCCCUUCAGCUAUAAAAAUGUAUUAAGUCUGACUGAGGAUGGUCGCCAGUUUAACAGCCUAGUCAGCCGGCAACAGAUUUCUGGAAACCUGGACUCACCCGAGGGAGGCUUUGAUGCCAUCAUGCAAGUUGCUGUCUGUGGGGAACAGAUUGGUUGGAGGAAUGUCACCCGACUGCUAGUGUUUUCAACAGACGCUGGCUUUCACUUUGCGGGAGACGGUAAACUGGGUGGCAUUGUGCUGCCCAAUGAUGGAAAAUGCCACCUGAAGGAUAAUAUAUACACAAUGAGCCAUUACUAUGACUACCCUUCAAUCGCACACCUUGUACAGAAACUGAGCGACAACAACAUUCAGACCAUCUUUGCUGUGACUGAGGAGUUCCAGCCUGUCUAUAAGGAGCUUAAAAAUCUUAUUCCAAAGUCAGCUGUGGGAACGUUGUCUGCGAACUCCAGUAACGUGAUCAAACUUAUCAUUGAUGCCUACAAUUCUCUGUCAUCCGAGGUGAUCCUGGAGAACAGCAAGCUGCCUGAGGGAGUGUCCAUCUCAUACGUGUCCCACUGCAAGAACGGAGUGAGUGAAACGGGAGACAAUGGAAGAAAGUGCUCAAACAUCUCCAUCGGUGAUGAGGUGACCUUUGACAUAGCCAUCACCACUAAGGGCUGCCCAUCACAUGGUACAUCAGAGGUGAAGAUCAAGCCACUGGGCUUCAAUGAGGAGGUAGUGGUUGUUCUAAACUUCAUCUGUGAGUGUGAAUGUUCCAAAAAAGGAAUACCCAAAAGUCCUGACUGUCACUUUGGCAAUGGAACCCUCGAAUGUGGAGCAUGCAGAUGCAAUGAAGGACGUAUUGGAAGGGUUUGUGAAUGUAGCAAAGAUGACGUCAGGGCAGAGGAUCUGGAUGCAAACUGCCGCAUGGACAAUGGCACAGAUAUCUGUAGCAACAAUGGAGACUGUAUCUGUGGAACAUGUGAAUGCAAGAAGCGAGACAACCCAGAGGAGCGGUAUGAAGGGAAGUACUGUGAAUGUGACAACUUCAACUGUGACCGAUCCAGCAACAAACUAUGCGGAGGUCAUGGUCAGUGUGUAUGCAGAGUGUGUGUGUGUGAUGCAAAUUACACAGGCAGUGCAUGUGAUUGUCCCCUGGACAAGCAGCCCUGUGUGGCCAGUAAUGGGCAGAUCUGCAAUGGUCGUGGCACCUGUGACUGUGGAGUGUGUAAAUGCACCGACCCAAAGUUCCAGGGUCCCACCUGUGAGAUUUGCCCCACUUGUCCUGGAGUCUGCACAGAACACAAACCCUGUGUUCAGUGCCGUGCAUUUAACACUGGAGAGAUGAAAGAUGAAUGUAAAGAGAAAUGCAACUACUUUAAACUAACAAUGGUGAAGGAAAAGGAGGAUCUUCCUCAGCCAAACAGCAAGCCCUAUCUCAGUCACUGCAAAGAGCGUGAUGCCAAUGACUGCUGGUUCUUCUUCAUUUAUGCCACCAAGAAUGACAGUGUUGAGGUCUAUGUGGUCGACCAGCUGGAAUGCCCUACUGGUCCUGACAUUAUCCCAAUUGUAGCGGGUUUGGUUGCAGGCAUCGUUCUGAUUGGUCUGGCCUUGCUUUUCAUCUGGAAGCUGCUCAUGAUUAUUCAUGACCGCAGAGAGUUCGCAAAGUUUGAGAAAGAGAAGAUGAAUGCCAAGUGGGAUGCGCAAACAUCAGAAUGGGGAAACCUGUGACACAACAGUCUCUACAGUUUGCACAGGAUGGCGAGAAAAACAAAAACAUCAUGUGAACAGGAGGUCUGCAGGCUGAAACAUCUUGUUGAAAGAGAUCAGAGAAGAAUGACCAGACUGGUUUGAGCUGACAGGAAGUCUGAAGUAACUCAAAUGGCAUUCUUUACAACCAUGGUGAGCAGGAAACCAUCUCAGAAUGCAAAACGCAUCAAACCUUGAGGUGGAUUGGCUACAUCAGCAGAAGACCACAUGAGGUUCCACUAGGGCUGCGCAAUUAAUCGAUUAUCAAUCUUGAUUACGAUUUUGACUGCCCACGAUUACAUGAACAUGAUCAACUGUGAUAUUGAUGUUUAAAGUUCUUCCUCCACUCAUAGAAAACUCUGCUGCAGAUCAAAACAAGUGCUUUCUAAACUUACAGCCAAUCGCCAUAGAGUGGCACAGGGAUGACGUCAUUUUGUAAUGCCAAAACCUGGAAAGGAGUUAGCAUUUUAGUGCUUUUGCCAACUUUGCUUCGUGUUCCAGUGCUUGCACAAGGGAAAUCAUGACACUAACAUGUUGCUAAAUGGGACUACAGAUGUUGUCAGGGACAUUAAACAUCAUCAUGCCAAACAGAAAAGUCUUUGCAGAUAAACUGGUUCAGGUGUGCUGUGCACAAAUGAAGAUUCAUCCACAGAGUAAAUCCAUAUUAUGGAAAAUGUUUUUAAAUCAGGUUUGGAAAGUUUUGCCUUUUCUUCAUAGGCCUCAAUUGUUUUCAUUUGGUUGUAUAUUGUUAUAUUGGAUUUGCAUAUUUUCAUUUGGUUGAUGGCAUUUUUAUUUUUACAUAUCCUAUAUUUUACUUCUAUGAGAUGAUGCACUUUAAAGAUCAGUCUAAUUUGAUGCAACGUUUUGCACAUUAGCAGGAAUGUAGCACAACAUGGAGGUGAAAGCAGUUGUCUGUUUAUUUAAAUGUGAAAGUGCAAUAAAAAUAUUUUGUCCGUAAAAUCAAUGAAUAAUCGUGAUCUUAAUAUUGAUCAAAAUAAUCAUGAUUAUCAUUUUGGCCAUAAUUGUGCAGCCCUAGGUUCCAUUCCUGUCAGCCUAGAACAAGAAUCUGAGGCUAUCAUGAGCACAGACUUACCAAAACUGGACAGCUGAAGGCCAGGAAAAAGAUCAGGUGAAUUUUUUUUCCACCAGAUCUUCAACUGUCCAGUUUGGGUGAGCCUCUGCCCAUAAUAAUCUGAGAUUCCUGUUAUUGGCUGACAGGAGUGGAAUCCAGUGUGGCCUUUGCUGUUUUAGCCCAUCCACAACAAGAUUAGAUGUUUUGUGCAUGUUGAGAUGCUCACCGCAGUUGUAAAGAGUGAUUAUGAAUUAUUAUAUAAUUCCUAUCACCUUGAACCAAUCUGGCCGUUUACCUGUGACCCCCUCAACAACAAGAACUUUCCACCCACAGAACUGUUGCUCAAGGUUUUUUGUUUUUCACACAAUUCUAUGCAAACUGUUGUAUGUGAAAGUCCCAGGAGAUCAUCAGUAUCUGAAAUACUCUAAUCAGCCCAUCUGAUACCAACAUCCAUGCCACUUUUCAAGUCAGAGAGAUCACACUUUUUUCCCCUAUUCUAAUGUUUGAUGUGAACAUUACCAGAAGCUCUUGACCUGUAUCUUCAUGAUUUUUAUUGCAUUGUGCUGCUGCCACAUGAUCGGCUGAUUAUAUCAAUUAUGAAUGUGCAGUUGUAUAGGUGUUCCUAAUAAAGUGGACAGUGAGUGUAUAUAAUCACUGUUUGUUUUUCACAGCUUCUAAUUUACUCUAAUUAACCCACCCCCCUUGCAGUUUUUUCACUUUUAAUGGCCCUUUCUCUCUUUCUUCUCUCAUUCAGCAAGAUAAUCCCAUUUAUAGGAGUCCCAUUAAUAAAUUCCACAAUCCAAGUUAUGGCUGCAAAAGUUGGGCGCUCUAAGCCAAAGUCUGUACUUCUGUUUCUGUCUGUUGGCUUGUUGUUCCUCCUUUUCUGUCUGCUUGUGUGUUUAACAUGCUCACUCUAAUCACAAACAAAUGUUCUUCUGAGCUAUAGGAUGUAAAUGUAUUUUAACUUUUUGACCAUGAUCGUUGCAAAAGAUUGACAAAUGAGCCUGAUGCUUGUCAGGUGUUUUUGACUAAAUCAUUAGUUUCUGAUUGUCAAAGUGUAAGUACUUUAGAGGCAUUUAUUUUGUCCAAAAAUUUUGUUUAAAAGUUUUCUGGUUGUGUGUAACAGUAAGCCUUUUGAUUAAAUUGUUUUAAAGUAUGGACAAUGGCAGUGUUGUACUUUAAGUACAUGAAAGGAAUAUAGACAUGUUUUGGGGGAAGAGGUCAAGAACACACUGCAAUACUGCAUACAUAUACUUACUGUCCACUUUAUUAGGAACAUCUGCACAAUGAAAAACAAAUCAUGCAGAUACAGGUCAAGAGUUUCAGUUUAAUGUUCACAUCAAACAGUAGAAUGAAGGAAAAGUGUGAUCUCUGUGACAUGGAUGUAUGUAUUAGAAGGGCUGGUCUGAGUUGUUCAUAAACUGAUGUCCUGGGAUUUUCACACACUAUUCUGUAGAGUUUACACAGAAUGGUGCAAAAAAAGAGGAAAAAAAAGCAUCCUGUCAGAAGGUUUGAGCUGAUAAGAAGUCUGUUGUAACUCAAAUAAGCACUCUUUACAACCACGGUGAGCAGAAAAGCACAGAACAAAAUGCACAACACACCAAACCUUGAGGUGGAUGGGCUACAACAACAGAAGACAUCAGGUUCCACUCCUGUCAUCCCAGAACAUGAAUCUGAGGAUAUCAUGGGCACAAACUCACUGAAACUGGACAGUCGAGGACUGGUUAAAGACCGUGUGAUCCCCCCCCGCCCCCGCCCAUAUGGUACCAACAACAAUGCCACAAUUAUGCUGCUGCUACAUGAUUAGCUGAUAAGAUAACUGCAUGAAUUUGCAGAUGUACAGAUGUUCUUUAUAUAAUGGAUGGUGAGUGUACAUUUGCAUGUUUGUUUUUUUUUAAAGCCAAGUUGAAGUACACUGUAUGACCAAAGUAUGUGGACACCUCAACAAUUACACCCAUUUGUGCUUGUUGAAUAUCCCAUUACAGAUUUAGUCCCCCCGUUGCUGUCAUUACUAAUGUCCACUCUUCUGGGAAGGCUUUCCUCUAGAUUUUGGAAAGUGGCUAUAGGGAUUUGCCCAUUCAGCCAUAAGAGCAUUAUUAGUGAGGUCAAGGAGUGAUGUUGUGCAAAGAGGCCAGGUGUGCAGUUAGUGUUCCAGUUCAUACCAAAUAUGAUCAGGGGUGACUGUGGCUCAGGUGGUAGAGCGGGUUGUCCACUAAUCGUAGGGUUGGUGGUUCAAUUCCCGGCCCACAUGUCUCCACAUGCCGAAGUGUCCUUGGGCAAGACACUGAACCCAGUGUUGCUCCCAAUGGCAAGCUAGUGCCUUUCAUGGCAGUUCUGCAGCCCUUGGUGUAUGUGAGAGAAUAGGUGAAUGAGACAGUGUAAAGGGUUUUGUAGAACUGCUAAGCAUUUUAAAAAAAAAAAAAAAAAAAAAAAAACA